AUGGAAGGAUCAAGACUGAAGGACGACCAGAAUACCUGGAGCAGGAAUACCAUCAAGCGAUCGACCGCAAGUACACCUUAUCUCAUCACCAUCAACCAAGAUACCAUACCUAUCGUUGACAUCUAUGCCACCACGGACUCUAGAUCAUCAACACCAGGACCGUCAUCCUGCAGCACGGAUGGAAGCUACGUUACCGCUGUUGAAUAUCAUCGAGACUAUCGUUCCAUCACGUCAUCCAUUCACACACAUUGCAUCCUUCCACGUCUCACCUUCAUACUUGGUAUCCUUCCACGUCUCACCGUGGCGCCUCGUAUCCUUCCACAUGGCACCUUCAUACCUCGCAUUCUUCCACUACCUUCGACGCAUAUCACCUGGAGAUACGGAUGUGCGGGAAAGAUCAGGACGCCUCGACUCAUGUCCGGGGUCACAUACACGGUCAAGUCCAUCCUUCUAGACAUCGACAAUCCUCCUCGUGUCGAACAUCAUAUCAUACACGAUCAGAUCCAUCGCCGCUCGCAUCCCUCCGUCUCGCCAUCGGACCCUCCACGUAUCCUACAUCAUAGGUUAUCGACUGAACUCCCAAGCCGUACCACCAUCAGCUCGACCGACGCCAGGCAGAACAAGGACUGUCAUGGGCGAGACGGUGAAGGUUGUUGGACCCAUGGAGUGAAGACGAUCAGACCCGGAAGGUAUCAGGCUCAUGGUUCCAUGCCAGCGUCAUCUACAUCACUACACUACCCUCGCCGAGCCGAUUCACGCCGCGUCAUCUACAUUCUACAUCACUACACCACCCUCGCCGAGCCUAUCCACGCCGGCGUCAUCUACAUUCUACAUCACUGCACCACCCUCGCCGAGCCGAUCCACGCCGGCGUCGUCUACAUUCUACAUCGCUACACUACCCUCGCCGAGCCGAUUCACACGGGCGUCGUCUACAUUCUACAUCACUACACCACCCUCGCCGAGCCGAUUCACACCGGCGUCGUCUACAUUCUACAUCACUACACCACCCUCGCCGAGCCGAUCUAA
Filobasidium floriforme is the source of this 1026-nucleotide messenger RNA. RefSeq lists its product as uncharacterized. Bases 1 to 1026 code for a protein of 341 amino acids. The record is from RefSeq and is a predicted model, not a curated record. The transcript has 6 exons. Lineage: Eukaryota; Fungi; Basidiomycota; Tremellomycetes; Filobasidiales; Filobasidiaceae.